This is a messenger RNA of Epithele typhae, 519 nucleotides long. RefSeq lists its product as uncharacterized. The coding region runs from base 1 to 519 and encodes 172 amino acids. The record is from RefSeq and is a predicted model, not a curated record. NCBI's taxonomy places the organism in Eukaryota, Fungi, Basidiomycota, Agaricomycetes, Polyporales, Epitheliaceae. The transcript is spliced from 4 exons.
AUGUCCGGAUUCCGCUCGAACAGGCCUCUGGAAGGCGAUUUUUUUGACCUCCCAUGGUUCCUCUACGUUGACCCCUCGCCCUCGCCCUCGCCCUCGCCCUCGCCCUCGCCGACGCUCGCCCUCGCCGCGCUCAUGACCGCGCUUCAUGCACACCUGCACACGCCGAUCGCCGCGGACGACUACAACGCCUCCGCGCGGGACCCGGAGGGCGUGCUCGACAUCUGUCGGACCGACGACCUGACGGACCGCAGGAUGCUGUGGGGGCUGUGGAAGGUCUCGAGCGGGGAGGGCGAGGAGGCAGGUUACUCGAUAGUCCAGCAUGCGGGUGAGAGGGUUGGGAGAGCAUGGCCCAUGGCACCUGUACGCAUCGAGAGACCCUUGCCCGCCGACCUGCCCGGGUCACCUGCGCCCGUGGCGAUCCCUAAUCGUCCUCUCGAUCUACCCGCGCUUUCUGGGUCCUCGGCCAACUUUCGAGCCGUCGUCCGUGCCCUCGCGUUCUCGUUCUCGCCCCGGAUCUGA